Molecule: messenger RNA, 1904 nt
Organism: Bactrocera oleae (olive fruit fly)
Lineage: Eukaryota; Metazoa; Arthropoda; Insecta; Diptera; Tephritidae
Source: RefSeq, a predicted model, not a curated record
GGAAGUCAGUCGUGUGCUAGCGACCAAUCGUGAAGGUAGUAAUUUCCUUCUCCAGUACGGUUGUGUUCCAUAAGGGUAGCAAAAGACACGUGGAAAGUUUGCAAAGUUGAAAUAAAUCUUAUUUAAGUACAUUUUGUUUACAUCUCAAGCAGAUAAAGUGAGUGAUAAGUGAUAAUUAAGUAAACUUAAGCUGUUAACAAAGGAUUUUCUUUCGAAAAUUAAUUUUUUAACCAAAUACAUACCCACACUUCUGGAUGCUAUGCGUGUGUGCAUGUGGGUAUGUUCUAUUGUUUUUUUAUAAACAACCAAAAUGACGUCGGCAAACUGUUAUUUGGUCCUAGAAGACAACACCAUCUUGCCCGGUCAUGCAUUUGGUGCCAAAGCUCCGGUCGAUGGUGAGGUUGUAUUUCAAACUGGUAUGGUGGGUUAUCCCGAAUCAAUGACCGAUCGUUCAUAUCGCGCACAAAUGCUGGUACUCACCUAUCCGCUAAUCGGCAAUUACGGAGUGCCAGAUGAGAAAGAACUCGAUGAACAUGGUAUGCCGGUAAAUUUUGAAUGGUUCGAAGGCAUUACGGUGGCUGCACUAGUGGUGGGUGAAGUGUGUGUAUCACCCUCACAUUGGCGUGCAAAACAAACGCUGUCACAGUGGAUGGAAGGUCAUGGUGUACCAGGCAUUAGCGGCAUAGAUACACGAGCGCUCACGAAAAAGAUACGUGAAAAUGGUUCCAUAUUGGGACGUAUCGUUUACGAGAAACCAACAAAUUUGGGUAGUCUAACUUUUGCCGAUCCAAAUUUGAGAAACUUGGUAGCCGAGUGUUCGGUUAAGGAGCCACGAGUGUUUAACGCUACUGGCACGCCACGCAUUUGUGCCAUCGAUUGUGGCUUGAAACUGAAUCAGAUUAAGUGCUUUGUGGCACGUGGUGCGCGUGUCGAUUUGGUACCUUGGAAUUAUCCACUGAAAGAGGAGGAGUUUGAUGGGCUCUUCAUUAGUAACGGUCCUGGUGAUCCGGUUGUAUGCAAGGACACAGUUACGCAGAUACAACGAGUUUUGAAGAAUGGCAAGAAACCGAUCUUCGGUAUUUGUUUGGGGCAUCAACUGCUCGCAACCGCAAUAGGUUGCAAGACGUACAAAAUGAAAUAUGGCAAUCGUGGACACAAUUUACCAUGUGUACAUAACGGUACUGGACGGUGUUUCAUGACCUCGCAGAAUCACGGAUUCGCAGUGGACAGCAACACAUUGCCAGCUGAGUGGGAGCCACUCUUCACCAAUGCCAACGACAACACUAAUGAAGGUAUCAUUCACACAAACAAGCCAUACUUUUCGGUACAAUUCCAUCCCGAGCAUACCGCCGGCCCCGAAGAUUUAGAACUACUUUUCGAUAUUUUCCUCGAUGCCGUUAAGCAGAAAAGUCAUACAGGGGAUGUGAGCUUACGUCAAAAUUUGAUCAAUCGUCUUACAUACCAACCUAAACACGAUACCAUACCCGAUAAGCGUCCACGUAAAGUACUCAUAUUGGGCUCCGGCGGCCUGUCAAUUGGACAAGCGGGCGAGUUCGAUUACUCCGGCGCGCAAGCAAUCAAAGCAAUGAAAGAGGAAAAAAUACAAACCGUUUUGAUAAAUCCCAAUAUCGCCACUGUGCAAACAUCAAAGGGUCUGGCUGACAAGUGCUACUUUCUGCCAUUGACACCAGCAUAUGUGGAACAGGUUAUACAAGCGGAGCGUCCAAAUGGCGUGCUACUCACGUUCGGCGGUCAAACAGCGCUCAAUUGUGGCGUCGAAUUGGAUCGUGCUGGUGUCUUCGAGAAAUAUAAUGUGCAAAUAUUGGGUACACCCAUACAAUCGAUUAUCGAGACGGAAGAUCGUAAAAUCUUCGCAGACCGUGUCGCCGAAAUUGGCGAGUGAC